GUGAUUGGGUUAUAAACAAGUCGCUAACUGACUAGUGUCGUUAACUUUACAUGUUCUUUAUGAUUUACAACGUCGAUUUUGAUAAAUCAUAUUAAUCCGUUUGUGUUUGGAGUAAAUAAAAAGUUAAAAUAUAUAUUCAUCUCUUAAUUUAUAAACUUCAGUAUUUCAACUUUUCCAGAAACAACGUUAGACAUGGAGGAAUAUAAUUCGAACGGAUCAGUGGUUAAUGGUACGGGGUCUAUGGAAGUUCCGCAAUCUAGUGCUGAAGUUAUAAGGGGCCAAAUAUUCGAAGUGGGUCCUAGAUAUAUUAAACUAGCCUAUAUAGGCGAAGGAGCUUAUGGCAUGGUUGUGUCUGCAGAUGACACGGUAACUAACCAAAGAGUUGCAAUAAAAAAAAUAUCGCCGUUUGAACACCAAACUUAUUGUCAAAGGACUCUCAGAGAAAUAACCAUAUUGACCAGGUUUAAACAUGAAAACAUUAUUGAUAUUCGAGAUAUUCUUCGAGUUGAUAGCAUAGACCAAAUGAGAGAUGUUUACAUUGUACAGUGUUUAAUGGAGACUGAUUUGUAUAAACUACUUAAAACACAGAGGCUAAGUAAUGAUCACAUCUGUUACUUUUUAUAUCAGAUAUUGCGUGGACUUAAGUACAUCCAUUCAGCAAACGUCUUGCAUCGGGACCUUAAGCCAAGUAAUUUACUGCUUAACAAGACGUGCGACCUAAAAAUUUGCGACUUUGGAUUGGCUCGUAUUGCAGAUCCCGAGCAUGACCAUACUGGCUUUCUUACAGAAUACGUUGCCACCCGGUGGUAUAGAGCACCUGAAAUUAUGCUUAACUCAAAAGGAUACACCAAAUCAAUUGAUAUAUGGUCCGUUGGCUGUAUAUUGGCUGAAAUGUUAAGCAAUCGACCAAUAUUCCCUGGAAAACAUUAUCUGGAUCAACUUAACCAUAUUCUUGGCGUGUUGGGGUCACCGUCCCGGGACGAUUUAGAGUGUAUAAUUAAUGAAAAGGCACGCAACUAUUUGGAAUCUUUACCAUUCAAGCCAAAUGUACCCUGGGCGAAACUUUUUCCAAAUGCUGAUGCGUUGGCUCUAGACCUCCUUGGAAAAAUGUUAACAUUCAACCCGCAUAAGCGGAUUCCUGUCGAGGAAGCUCUUGCACAUCCCUAUUUAGAGCAGUAUUAUGAUCCUGGAGAUGAGCCUGUCGCUGAAGUGCCAUUUCGGAUUAAUAUGGAAAAUGAUGACAUUUCUCGGGAUGCCCUGAAGUCAUUGAUUUUCGAAGAAACUUUAAAAUUUAAGGAACGACAACCAGAAAAUGCGCUUUAAACUUUAAGAAUUUAAGUAUAUAGUAAAAACAAUUGCUCCAUUAGUGUAACUUUUAUCGUAAUUUUCUCCGAUCUCACACUAGGGCUUUUACACAAAAAGCUUGCUAAAAUGAGAUAAACUCCGAUUCUUACAAAUUUCACUUGAAUGUGAAUAUGGAAAAUUGGCUCUAAUGAUUUUCUAAAGAUAGGAACUAAAACUUUGUGUGAUGUUCGUAUAUGCAUUCAUUUUUUUAUUUAUUUUAAAAUUAACUAAUAUUUAGGCUACCUGUUGUAAGAAACGUAUGUAUUAUUCGGAUAAUAACGUCAAAAUAUUUGAGAUCUAUAAAAGAGUUUAAAAAAGUUUAUUAAAACAAUAAACCUAA
Messenger RNA from Drosophila erecta, 1684 nucleotides. It is a transcript of the gene rl, whose product is annotated as mitogen-activated protein kinase ERK-A. NCBI's taxonomy places the organism in Eukaryota, Metazoa, Arthropoda, Insecta, Diptera, Drosophilidae. The record is from RefSeq and is a predicted model, not a curated record. Gene Ontology annotation, biological process: intracellular signal transduction; protein phosphorylation. Gene Ontology annotation, molecular function: ATP binding; MAP kinase activity. Bases 193 to 1323 code for a protein of 376 amino acids. Gene Ontology annotation, cellular component: nucleus; cytoplasm. The transcript has 8 exons.